UUUCACUCCGGGAAGGAAUUAUAAAGUUUACAUCCUUAUUGAUCCAUGAGGCUUUUAUUUCUAUGCUUGAAUGUUGGGGCACAGGUGAUAAGAUUCAUUUACUUUCGCAGGCUCGUACUCAGUAGCAGUGUACUUUCACAUUUUGGUACUGUUGUGUUACGAUCCUUUCAGUCAGCUUGUGAUAUUUGAUGCAUGCCAAUUGAAGUAAUUUUGACAGGCCAUCUAUCCUCUGUUUCCGGUAUCUGGGAACAUUCUCGUGGGCCUCAUAAAAACACUUCAGCCAAACGCGCAUCUCGAGAAGAGAAACGUGACUAAAUAGGCCUAUUCAAGAUUGGCUAGGUAUUUCUACGUCCAGCCACCAGCCACAGCGGUAUUCAUAUUCAGUAACACUAAAGAUAUUAUCAUUGUUUGUCUUCCAUUGAAAACUGGUUCAUUAUUGAGAGGCCUAGGAUUCUUGCCUUGGAGAUAAGAGACCACAAGUCUCUCGCAGCUUCCUUGGUUCUUUUCACACUUUAAACGAAGGUUUGAUCCGACAGGAAGAGCCAAGGGAAAUUGUCGAUCGUGUGUAUUGGCGGCUCUAAAAGCAAUUUUCUUCGUGCUGCGGACCACGUUCACAAAAACGUGGAAAAGUCGCUUUUCGUUUCAAGAGAUCAACGUGAAGUGAAGGUCCCCAGAGACUUGCUUGCUCUCUUUGUUCGGGAAUAUUGUUGAUGAUCGGAUAAUUUUUAUGUUGACCGCCCACCGCUCACAACAAAUCUGCCCUGAGGCUUAUUGCUCUGUUUGUACGUGUGGUCUAAUUGUAUCGUUCGAAACUCUUGCGCCGAGCUUUGGUCACGUUCUGCGACUCUCUGGCCGUUGUUGUGAGGCUCAACGGAAGGGUUUUUGAAAAAUCUUGACCGAAGUUAAGGUGUUGACAGAAAUUUGCCACAUCAGUCUUCAUUAACACUAUUAUCUCGCCGAAAUUGAGCAAAGAGUGGGCCGUUCGUGAGUCUUGGUGGUUUCGCAUAACCGACCGAGUGUGUUACCACGACAAGAUUUAGAAAGCCCGAAGCGUUUUAGCUUCCACUGCUCUUCUAAUCGCUUCAAAAUGUAUCAGUCAGUGAAGCUAAGAGAGCUAAAUCCUUUCAUUACUUGCGGCAUUUGUAGAGGGUAUCUAAUCGACGCUACGACCAUCACAGAGUGCCUUCACACGUGUAAGUAUAUCAUGAUCUCAACUUGUGAUUUUCUUGUCCUUUUAAAUCGAGUCACGUCCUUUAGUUAUGUUGUUUAUACCUUCUUGGUUGUUUAAACUUCAACCAGACGGCAACGAGGGAGGGAGUGAAGGUAGAUCUAUGGCUUCGAGCAAAAGAAAGCUGCGGUCAUACCGAGAUCGGUCGUGAAGCGUGGCGGUAAAACCAUGUGAAGUUCGUGUUUAGCGUUUAAAUGCUUUUGAUUUCUACACAAAAGCUUUUGAAGGCAAUAUACCAUGUUUAAAUCAACCCAAAAUAUGCUUGCCUUAUAACUGAACAGCAAAGAUUCGCUGCUCAGAAACAAAACGAUUCGACUGAGAUUAUAACGCUAGUGUACCGCAGUCUAGAUGGUUGCGAUCGCAAUGCCUAUUAGCACAGGGAUUAUUGUUUCCUAAUAUCACAUCGCUUGCGCGGUGAAUUUGGCAUUUGUCGUAGUUAAUUUAUUGUAUACUCGUGGUGAUGGUUUAGAUUCUCUUUGUUUGAAAGGUAAUCUAUAAUAUUGUGGACUGGAUUCAAUUUAGUGGUGCGUCAAACGUUCUUGCGUUUGGCUGUGCCAACAACUGUCUAAACCAAUCUACCCGAACAGAUGACGUGAUUAUAGCGCCUGUCGGGGCCAGCCGUAGAACAGAUGUACUCAUUCAAAUUUGUGUGUUCUCGGGCAGGUCAUAUGAUUGAAGUUAAAAGCUACACUGUAAAAUGUCACCCCUUAACGAGGCGUUGGUGAAGCUCUGAGACACCGUCUAUAGAAUUCAGUCAGUUGUGGGUCGUACUAUGUGGAAGAUUUCAGUAGAUCAUUAGCAGUGUAAAAGCUUCGCUUCGUAUACUCAGGAUGCGGUAAAAUAAACAAUGGACCUUUAUUUAAAUUAUGUUUGCUGCGACCUCUUUAACGAGGACUUUAAUACUUACCCACUCUUGGAACAGAGUGCAUCUUUACCGUGCUCACCACAAGAGACCGAUAUCAGAUUUAAAUUCUACCCUCGCCUCACUGUAAAUUUGUUGUGUUUAUAUUUUAGCCGAGUCGUGUUUAUUGGUUAUGUUUUUGUAUCGUUUUCAGUUUGUAGAAGCUGCAUCGUAAAGCAUUUACAAGAUGAAAACUUUUGUCCAUCCUGCAAAAUUGUGAUUCAUCAAAGCUACCCCAUGAACUAUAUCAGGUAAGCAAAAUGAUGAAUUGAUGUAAAAAUCUCGAAAAGCUUAGACCCUUUUCGUGCUUCUACUGGUAAGGGCUUCUCGAGUAACUCAAAAUUACAUGCAACAUUCAUUGCAGACAAAAAUUAAUUAACUUCCUCAAAUCUUUCUUGGAUUGAGUAUAUCCUUCGUCUGAAUUUAUAUUUGCCGCACGAUCAAUUCUGCUUGACGGAUUUAUUUUUUUUCAACAAGAAACUUCCAACGAGACUAAUUCAAUAAUAAAUUCUAUGCGUGAUCGAGUCAUUUCAUUUACCGAUUCCAUAAUUGUAAAUGAAUUUUCAAGUAAUUUAGUAUGGAAUUGUCCCUGAUGACAUGAUAAUGAUUUUUUUUGUCUUGUCAAGUGUAUUCUUUUGCCUCUGUUGUAGUAGAGUAAUUUUAGCUUUACUUUGGUUUCUCAGUGUCUCAACACUCAUUUCAUCAGCACAGUUAAUAUAAUGUGUUCUGAAAAAUACCUAGCAACCAUGUGCGAAACAAGAAGUAUUUACGCUUGAACUCGCGUGUACACUCCGCUGCUGUGUUAGUUGAAUUAAUGUUAUCUCGUUCCGCGGGCUAAACAUGAGUAUCUUUCAUUUUAUUUUCAAAUUUUAAGUUCUCGUAUUGUCCUGUAUCUUGUUCGCUUGAGAAACAAUCCGCUUGGUGCUGAAAUAUCAGCCUUGACGUUUUUAGCUCUGGUGGAAUCGAUAGUUGUUUCUUGUAAAUUCUGCCACGUAUGCAUCAAAGCUUUCCGAAAAUUAAAAAGGAAACACAUUAAAAAUAUACGACUUUCUAUGGAAAUGAGUAUUACGACACUUGAACAAAUUAAUUUCUUCAAGUGAGUUGCCUCAACGUCUGGAAAUACAAGUACGGUGUAAGCUUUUCACUGAUUGAGAUAACUGUGAAUCAGCAACAGAUGAAACGUCACAUUUUCUGAUAAAAGUUUUCUCCUAAUUUUUUUUCCUACACAAGAUCGAAAAUGAAAGGAAAAUUUUUAAUAUUUGCAGCGCCGAUCGUACAAUGCAGGAAAUUGUGUACAAGCUUGUACCAGGCCUUCAAGAACGUAAGUGUUUAUAUGCUUUUACCUAUUUAUAUUACGAAUGAUAGAGCACAAAGGCUAUCAUGUUUAGACAAUUUGAAACCUUUUUCCGGGGAUGCAUUUAUAUCAAGCCUUAAUGCUUUUAAAAAAUGUCAAUGAAUACUGCUCAGCCCAAACACCAUUUAAAAAAAAGCCCAGUCAAGGGGCAUUAAAGCUAAUUGCAGUUCCGUUCCAGUUUUCUUUAGACGUAUUUGCAUAACUUAUCAGUGCUACCACUUGAUAUGUCAAUAGUGAACUUAAGAGGAACUUUAGACGAACCAAUCACUUUCAUUUUUUAAGUUAAAGAUGAUUGUGUUUCGCUUCUUGCCACUCCUAUUCGACCAACCAUUCUGCAACCUGGCAUCGUGACUCUGUGUUUCCUCAAUUUUACGGAAGGAGAUCGCAUCUAACCUUUUUUAAACUACUUUGCCUAGUCUGGAGCGCAAAGUGUUAGUGGACAGUCGUACGUGAUUUUAAGGCUUGUCUGUCUUUUCAAUUCCAGAAUUUACCUUUCAGAAAGAUAAAUAUUUUGAUUAUCGCCUCGGGCGUUUAAACUUAUCAAACUGCUACCUAUUAGUGAUGAAAGAUUCUUUCGGGUUGAUAAUAACACGACACGAAGGCAAGUGCCGGCCGGAAUCAGUCGUGCCACGGACAACUCGUUCUCCUGUGUCGUUCGGUUCUAUUCCAAUCAAUCAUGCGUUCAAAAAGAAAUAAUCGCAACAUAUUAGGAAUGAAGGUGGAUAACCAAGCCCUAUUGUUUUCAAUAAAAAAACGAAAGACUUUGUGCCUUUGCGGUCAGCUUCUUUUCAGAAGCCGCUUUUUCCGGUCUUUAUUUCUUUCAUUCUUAUCUGUUGCACUUGAGGUGAUGAUGUGCCAAGUCUGAUACUAAACAGUUAUCAACUUCAGAAGACCGUCUGUGAAAUCGUCCACGUCGGUCGAAACGCGGUAAAUACAUUUUUUUUUUUUCACUCAAAAUUUCUCGAUCGAAUUUGUGGAUUGCGUGGUAUGGCACUUGAUGUUGUGAGAAAGCUAAGAGCUAGCAUUUAUUUUAGGGAUAAUCUCUGUGGUUUAGAUUUUAAUCUACGAAUACUUGAGUUAAGCAUUUCCUAAAAUCAGAAUUUAAAAAAAAGAAGUCCCUAAAAUAAAUCAGGGGAUCAUUUGGACCUUUCCUUUUCAACUUGACCGUUUCUCCUCUCAAAGCCUCAAACACGCGCUAGUUAUGAUAUUGCAGAACCAUACAGACUUACAAAAGUCUGAAAAUCAAAUUUGAAGAUUUCGAAAAUUUAACCCGAAAUCUCACCGACAAUUUAAGUUUUCUUGCCUCACUCACGAGAAGGGCGAAAUGAGUGCACCCGUCGGAAUGUUUGGAAAUGCCUUUCCGUUUUAAAACUCCUAGCGAGGUUCAAAAUGAUUUUUUUUUUCAGAGCGUCUCCUACAAAAAUCGUCGAGACGCUUAAAUCUCCACCGAGUGGUUAUAAGCCUUAUUUUCGAUUCCCAUUUUUUGGCAGGUUAGAGUUGCACCCAUCCCUCACUCUUCAAGUCGAAUCAUUUUUGGUUUUGAUAAAUGAAAACGAUUCUAAACAUUUUUUUUCAAUAGGAGAUGAAUUUCUGAAGGCUAAAUUUUGUCACUCAUGUAAAUUAAUUUUAACUUGUUAGGAGAGCUCCAAAGGCAGAAAGAAUUUGAAGUGGCCAUGUUUAUGUACCGCACGGGCGAACAACAAAACGAAUACAACGCCAUGAAUUUAACUAAAACACACGGUGAGUUAACGAGACGGAUUUUUGCACUUAUUACGCCUUUGACUUCGUCUGUGCUACAUUCCAUAUUCAGUCGGUUUUUUUUUUUUUUUUUUGCUACGCCUGUGUUCCUAUCUUAAGGAAAGCGGUUGUCACAGAAUUAAAUGGGGAAACUUGGAUACAACUGCAGCAACCAAGUUCCUAAUGUAAACGUACGUGCGUGAAACGAUUAUCGAACGGUUUUUGUUUCAUCACAGAGCUUAAUCUGAAAGCGCUACGCUGCAACAUCCAAAGAGCUCAAACUGGUCAUGUUCGUUUCGAGGUAUAACUUUAUUAAACGUCAAACUCAACGAAUUGCACGGAACACGUUGUUGUACUUUCUAGAUAUUCGUUUUGAUGCUGAGUGAGAGUAAGAUCAAAGUUCACUACGGGAAAAAUCAGUGACAGUUUUCUUUUACCACAUGACCCUUGUGACCAUGCACGCUUUUGUCUUAAUAGAUUAAAAAAAUUUUCUUGCGAGGGACGUAUACGAUGGCGCAGGCGGGCUGUGAAAAGCCGCACAGCCUUGAGAAACGCCCCACGGGAUGUAAAAGGCAUGGAAAACAGAAGAAGAAAGUGAAAGAGCGGUCAAUUGAUCAAAUACCUAUUGACUGAGUUAGGUCGGGUUGGACGGGAAAAUAUUUGGCUUUCGGUAACACAUUGCGCUCAGUCCGUACGCCAUGACCUCGAGUCAAAUAUUUCCCCGUCUGACCCUCCUGCUCGGUCAAUAAAAGCAUCAUAAUGUUUCAAUAUUUUUUUUAAUAGCUGACAAUCCAUCUCCAUCGUCAUCUUGUACAUCAAACGAGAAAGAAGAAAAUCAGGAUUACCACCGUGGGGAUGAACAAGUAGCUAUAUGCAUGGAAUGUUACAGGUACUGAAAAAUGAGAUCCGUCUAACGGUUUUUAAAGGACUAACUACGAGCUCAUUAUUUUUUUUAUCUUCCGUAACUUUUCAUUGAAGUACAACCACUUCUCUUUUAGAUCAGAAGUUAUCACUGAACAGAGCUCAGUUAAUCCUUUAACUCCCAUAAGUGACCAAGACAGAAUUUCUCCUUACAAUAUCAUUACAAUAUCAAGCAAACAAGUAAUGAGAAUAAAGAAAAAUAUCAGUUAGGGGAUUAUAAGGUGAUCUAAUACCAAAUUCUGCAAGCUAACAUCACAAGAACUGUAUGGCAGACAGUAAGGAGAAUUACUAAAGAGAUCUUGGGAGUUAAAGGGUUAAUCCGAGAUUCAGGGAUCAGUUUGACUUUCCUCGCGUUGUUAUUGGUGGUUAAAACUUUUGUCUCUCUCUCUCUCUACCAAUGGCAAUUCGCUUGUUCUUAGUUUGAGUUCUCAUUGGUUCCUUAGAAUAUUUAUCUUUGUCAUGAUUGACCGUUGUGAUUAGUCUGGGUUUUGGGAGAGGUUUUAACGACACCCAAUACAGGCAUAAAACAAGCUUCAUCAGUUAUUAGUUUCGUCAAGUGUGGUUCAUGCAUGUUCACGAACGCGGCUGAUUCAGCUGAAUCCAGCGUUCUAACUUGGAAUGCGAGUAUAUGCGUGUUCAAGAACAUCAGAGCUUCGGCUGAACCGAGCUAGUUUAGGAUGAAGUAAGCUCAUACUAAACUCAUCUAGUCGUUGAAAAUUCUCUAAUUCAACUUUCUCUUGUUUUCGUUACAGAGCAAACGGAAAAUAUUCCCUGAAGGUAUUGUUUAGAACCUUAUCUUCUGAGUUCCAUACUUUUACCAGCUCAUUAUCUUUCAUGAUUGUGCAGUAAUUGUGUAGAUUUGGUCAAGGUACUCCUGCUAAGCGAACGAGUGUGAGAAAAGCACGUGUAUGCACGUGCAGAGUCGUCCAUAUGAAGUUUCCAAUCUUUAUAGGGAGGCUCUGUAACUGUGGUGACUGCAUAUAUAUAUAUAUUAUGAGAGGAACAGUCUCAAGUUUACACUACAGACUUCUGACAAAUAUUUUUCCGAGAACGGAUAUAUAUAUAUAUAUCCGUUCUCGGAAAAAUAUUUGUCAGAAGUCUGUAGUGUAAACUUGAAAUAGAUUAAUAGCCAUUCCAAAAAUCGAUUUGGAAGUUGCUCUUAGGAGUUGGCAGUGUAAUUUGUCACUGGCAGUAGGUGUUUGUUUUUCAAAUGAUUCAUAAUUUGUCAAAUGUCACUCCUAAUAAACGUUAUAGCUACUUUUUAGUUAGUGCUUUAACUCCUGGUACUUGAGCCUAAAACAAUUGUCGUUCACUGCAGCCGUUACCUCGCAAGUACCUACGGCUAUCCUCACAAGCAACUGUGUUACAUCUCAAAAAAUUUCUCGCGAAGAAGUUGAGUCUGGACGACCACAAAGACGUGAGUAAACCAUUGUUCUGUGAUUAUACAUGAUUAUUCGUGGUCUUAGAAUAGCUGGGCUUUUUAAGUGGAAUCUAAGGGAAUCUGUGGCGAUUGAAGAGAUUUAUCAUUGCAAGAAGAAGUCAAGCUACUAGGCAAAGAGUAUUUCAACUUGGAUACAUCCAUCAAUUUCCAACAAAAGUUCGUGGCAGGGCGUGAUCAGAACCCGCGCGCUCCAAAACAAGGACAGUUUCCUAUGAUCAAUGACGAUCACGCCGGUCGAAAAUGGGCCAUAACUCUUGCCAAGCAUCUUAGAAUUUUUUUUGGUUUGCUGAAGAUAGCUUUUCUAGGUCUAGGUCCAAUGGAGAGGAAGUACAUUUACGCGAGCCGUCAUCAUUCAUCUACUUCUCUUUGUUAACAAGUAUUAAAAAUUGCUCCUCUCUUUCUCUGGUUUUGAUUGAGAAACGCGUUUAAACCGCAAUAAGCGCAUUUACUACGACUUAUUAAUAAUUGCAGGUGGAUAUUCUUUGCAAUGACGAAAUUCUUGGCAAGGACCACACGCUUAAGUUUAUUUGUGUCACGAGAUGGAGAUUUAAGGUAUGAAAAGAGAAAUGCUUGUAAAUAAGGGAGGUCACAAAACCAAAGUUACAAUUGGUUAAGAUUGUUUGUGAUAAUGCAAAGUAAACCAAAAACAUUGGAUUAAUUUCCUUAUGCCACUAAGCACAUUAUACGGAAAUAGGACCUGGUGAACGGGGAUCCUAUCUCCAGUCUUCUGUCUCGAAUCAUUCGGGUUAUUUAACCCCGUUUUUAGUCCUUAGUAGCCGUUGCCACUUGCCAAACGUAUGACCAUGAACGCUUUGUCAUUGGUCAGAUGAUACGUCCACUUUAACUUUGACCAAAACCUCUAACCCCAUUCUUAUGUAUCCGUCGUCUGAUCAAAAGCGUGGACAAAUAUCAUCUCUGUAACCUUCCUUACUUGAAGGAAGAGGUGACUUUAAGCUACUUACAUUUGAAGACUGAUAAACAUUUGUAGCACAGUUUGAUUGAUACAUUGUGCUUACUUUCUUUAAGGGCUGUCCCCUCUUACUUCAUUAUAGACCAAGUCUCAAGUUAUUUUAGUUCCAAUGCAUCGCAAACUGACGGAGAAUUUUCUUCACGCCUCCAUUCCGAGCGAACCGUCACUUCUAAAUAUCUUCUGACAAGCAGUGGUGUGAACAGCUAUAAAUGAAGACAUGUUCCAAGACAGCGAGUACAGUAAAUUGACAGGCGCUAGCGCUUGACGGGCAAGCAGAGCUCUCAGUCUACUCGACCGGCAAACCACAGAAAAGGCGUAGCGCAGCUAAAUCAAGGAUGAAUUAAUCUAUCGAUUUUAGAUCACAUUUUAUUGCUGAGUUUUUCCAAAUGGAAAGUUUCAAAUUAUGAUCAUGACCUUGUCAUACGUAUUAUUACAGUAUUACGCAUUGUGUAUUCAUUGUAUCCCACUCGUUCAUGACAAAGUUGCGUGUUAAUGUGUUACUUCUUACGCCCGAGUCGACCGUGGAAAUUGACAGGAAUAAUUGCAUUUGAAAUUAUGGAAGUAAAUAUUUAUUGUACAUUAGACACGGUAGUCACUGUUCCGUGUUGCAUAAGACAAAAAG
Messenger RNA from Pocillopora meandrina, 9174 nucleotides. Lineage: Eukaryota; Metazoa; Cnidaria; Anthozoa; Scleractinia; Pocilloporidae. The record is from the annotation of a GenBank genome assembly.